Argentina anserina (silverweed cinquefoil) is the source of this 1090-nucleotide messenger RNA. Its product is annotated as protein LURP-one-related 8-like. The transcript is spliced from 2 exons. The record is from RefSeq and is a predicted model, not a curated record. Bases 83 to 703 code for a protein of 206 amino acids. Lineage: Eukaryota; Viridiplantae; Streptophyta; Magnoliopsida; Rosales; Rosaceae.
UUCCAUCAACACCUUCAGAGAAAAAAAACACCUUCAUCACUUCUAGCAGUCUAUAACGUUUUCAAAGCUUCAGAGUAUUGUGAUGACAAAGGUAUACCCAAACGGAGCAGCAGCGGCCACCGCCAAUGUCGCAGCCUACGAGGCUGAGCAGAAGCGGAGAGCUUCGGGGUCGGAAGAGGCCACGGUGCUGACGGUGUGGAAGAAGUCGUUGCUGUUGAACUGCAACGGGUUUACGGUGUUUGACACCAAGGGGAAUCUCGUCUUCAGGGUCGACAACUACUUGUCAGGCCGUAAAGGCGAGAUCGUUCUCAUGGACGCCCACGGCAAGUGCCUCCUCACCAUCCGCCGCAAGAGGCUGAGCUUUGGGGAUAACUGGAUGAUUUACGACGGAGAGACGUCGGGGACUCCGCGGUUCUGCGUGAGGAAGAACGUGAAUAUGCUAAACAACAAGUACCUGGCGCAGGUGAAUAGCAAGACCUCGGUGUUGUACCAGGUAGAAGGGUCGUACGCGCAGAGGUGCUGCACCGUAUACGACGGAAAGAGGACGAAAGUGGCGGAGAUCAAGAGGAAGGAGGCGGCUGUGGGGGGAGUGGCGAUGGGAGUCGACGUGUUCCGCCUAGUCGUACAGCCCGAUCUUGAAACGUCGGUGGCCAUGGCGUUUGUUAUCCUCCUUGACCAGAUGUAUGGUUCAUCUAGGCGUUAGAUUUUAGAUCCCUCAACCACCAUUUUCCCCUUGGUGGAUUCACAUCCUUCCUCUUCUUAAUUCGUAUCUAUUAUCUUGUUGUGUGUCCUCAGUCUUCCCCACAUUAGCUUCUGUGUUUUUUCUUUUUUCUUUCUUUUUUUUUUUUUCUAUAAAAGUUCGGAAAAAAUCAAUGAAGCUGCUUGGUUUUUUCCUUUUAUAUAAAAAGCCAGGCUUGAAGUGGGGAUGUAUAUAUAUUUAUGUCCAAUUGAGAAAGAACAACAUUUUCUCUCGUACAAUAUCAUAUCUUAGGUGUAGAAUUUAAGUGAGUCUUGGUGUUCAUUGUAAGUUUUUCAGUUCAACAAACUCUUUCGUUGAACUUUGGUAUAUAAUGGAAACUUCGUACUGGUA